GCCAGGCUCCGUUCUAAGUUCUGGGACCAAACUUCUGGCCCUGGAGGUUGCCUGUUGGUAGCUGGCUUUUCUGAUGUGUUCUUUGGCUCUAUGGGGCUUGGUUAUAGGGUGGGAAAGACUACGGAGAGUGUCAUGACUGCCACCACCCCCAUGCCAUACAACCAGAGCUUCCCUGUAUUUAUACCAGAACUUCAUGAGGGCGUCUGUAAAACCUCUUUGGAAAAAGCGGUUGGGUUUCUGGUGUUGUUCGCUGGUUGGUUGGGGGCUUUGUGAGGCUUAGAAUCCAGGACCCACACUUGGCGCGCAAGUGCUAGAUCAUCGCCCGCAGCGUAUUCCCAGCCCCCAAAGAGAGCAGUUUCCCGGGGACUCACAACACCAUCUGCCCAUUACUAAAGCUCCUUUCUCCCUAGCUCACCUGCUUGUUGUGUUCCUUGGGAGUGUGUAGCCGAUGCUAAUUUUCUAGGGGUUUCCACGACCCUGAGAACUCUAUCCCUGACCGGGCAGUAGGGCUGGGUACAUGGAUGGCCACUAAGCCCCACCUCUCAGGACCCUCUGUAAUGACACAGCCUCUCACACCCACCCCUGGAGUAGACCUCUGGACUUUAGGACGAGCACCCUGAGCUCUUCCAGAUCAUGAGGCUUGUCUCCUCCAGGACUUUAGUUAGCCGGGACUUCUUCCCCCUCCUCGGGGGCUAGAGAAAGUGUUCCCUGAGGGGAGGGUCUCCUCUGUAGCAUGGGGCUUUAACCCCAAGACACACCUGGGUCUUGUACACAGGAAGGAAUCCCCAGGCUACUUGGAGACAUCUUAUUAUCCCCGCCCACACCUUGGAGUGUUGGUGCCAAAAGGAAAGACGUUAAUGGCGUGCACCCACCUGCACAGCAGGGUGGAGACCCAGCCAUGAGGUGGAGCUGUGCCCCUGGGUCCUUUCCUCCUGGGGAAUGAGUGAGGGUGCACAGGCUAGAGGGAGGUGCUGAAGUCCCCAGGAGAGGCCUGAAGGUCUAAGUGGGGGCCACUUCCCCCCCCCUCACCUCUCUGUUGCUUUUGGCCACCUGCCCGGUGGGGCCUUGGUCACACUGCCGCUGGCCUCACAGCCCUGGCUGCCUCAGAGAGUGAGGCCCAUUGGAGGGUAGUAGGAGGGAUUGGCUGGUGGCGGGAAUCUCACAACUAGGCAGGCUUCAAAAAAUGUCUUCCGUGUCCAGUGGUAAAGUCUCUAGGGGAUGAAGUGCCUUCCCUCAGUCCAAGGUGUGAACUCACUCACCUAUACAGCGUGCAGGUGCAGACUCGGGGUGACAGGCCCGAGCCUCCCCAUUAAGUCCCUGCACCGUGCCUCCCUUCUUUGUCCUCUGAGAAGCCAGAGAGGCUGGUGACAAAGAUGAGGUCACAGGUGACCUGGGUAAACUUUGGCGUUUGUGAAAUAUUGUAACCCCCUUGCUUCCUGUCAGGGAGGUAUGUCUCUAUGCAUUAUUACACAGAUAAGGGAAGGGACACUCAGGGUUAGUGACUUGCCCAAGGUCACAUAGCCCUGGGGUCAGAUGAGAGAUAAGCCCGUGUGCUUUCCUGUGUUCCCACAGCGAUCACUGAUUUCUGUUCAUGUGUCACCUGGGGGAUGUUCUAAAUGCAUAGAGUCCCCCAAAUUAAAAUUAUGCUAACGAGCCUGGGACUCCAAAGCAGUUCUCAGAGAGGGAUGAAGGACCCUGUACCAAAGCAAACCACUUUGAUGGAGUCACCAGGCUCCCCUUUUCCUCUUGCCGUGCUGACUGGAAGCCUCUAGCCGAUGCUUCUUUCCUUCUGCCUCCCCUGAUGUCCAGCCCACACGCUCCCCGUCCUGGGUCCUCGCCGUUCACCGGCUUUGCCCCCUUCCCUCUGCCCCUCUCCAUCUCCUUUUUCUGAGGUCUCCUUCCUUGACUGGAGGAAAUGGAUGGGCUGGGGUGACUGACUGAACUCACAUCCUUUGCUUGGGCCUGAGACAGGGGUGACCCUUCCAGCCCCAGAGCCAGGCUGGAGAAGAAGGUUAUGCCGCGGCGGCGGAAGUGACUGGAGCCACCACCAGGAACCAGGACCCUCCGCCCUCCCGCCAGGGUCCCCAGCCCAGUUUCUGUGAGCCUCUCCUCCGCCACCUUUCCGGCUAUUGUUCUGGAAAGAACAGAGCCACCUAUCUGGCCCUGCCCGUUCCUGCCUGUGUCCCUCCUGUCACAUUGUCUGCCCCUCCCUAGAGGGGACACAUCCAGCCACCCAGCUGCUCCAUCCCAGACUCUCCAAGCCAGCGGGCUAGUGAAGGGAAGGCUCCCUGAAGGACUCUGAUUCUCUUCUCUUGGGACCUUGUCUUCACUGAGGCUUAACGAGGCCCCUUGGUGGCCAAAGUCGUGCCGCCCAGGAAAGGCAGACUAGCCUUUGGGUCGUACACUUCCUGCUUCCGCAACUCCUGUUCUUUCCCUGCCCCGAAUGGUUCUGUAUUAUAAGAACUGUCAGGUCAGAGGGGACGAGAGGAAGGCUGGGAGAUCUGUGCUUCCUCCCUGCGGCCCCCACACAUUCUCUCUCCUGCCCCUUCUUGGUUCUGUAUUUACCUUUUUAGUGCAGAGUCCUUGGGCUCCACCUCUGUGUGUCUGCCCCCUCCCUCCCUGAUGGAAUGAGGCCCUGCCUUUCCCAGGCUGCUGGGGUAUUUGGGGGCCCACCGGGGCCUGGGGGGCAGGCCUGGACCAGCAUGCUUGGCACCUUGCCCAGCCUGGGCCGAGCCCGGCCCACUCCUUCCCAGCAGGGUGGGUUCCAGCAGGACGCAGGGGCUGCCUGUGACAAGGCUUCUCCUUUGCCAACACCUCCAGGAACUCCCCAACAUGGUCUGCAUGCCACUGGUUCCUCACCUGCAUGUAGCCCGUCCUAGGGCGGCAGUGCCCACUGCUUCUCUGAGGGGGUCCACCAAGUCAAAGCUUGUGGGUAUCAAGUUGGCAGGUGUUCCCCAAGCAGACAGAGAUCCAUGGAAAUGCCAGAGGCCAGUUUGGGUACGGUGCCCCCACUAUGAUGGUCAACAUGUAAGGAGUGCUCAGUCAUUAUUGUUGCCGUCAUUCGCAUGCCCACAGGGGACAGACACUGUCGUGACAGCUUCGGGGGGCAGAUUCUAUGAUCAGCCUAUUUUUUGUGGAGACCAAGUCGUGUAGGUUAAAUGACCUGCCCAGAUGGGCAAGGCUGGCAGGCACAUGACUCGGACUGGUGUCGGUAUAUUCUAUAUGGCCCUGCCCACCAGGUCCUACUCAGGGAUGCCCGGAGCCCAGCUUUGUCAACAUCCUCUCUGCCCUUGAAUACUUAAGGCCUCCCUCCCUUCUUUCUGUGCCUGUUCCCCUUAGCCCAAUAGGACAAUAUGACUCUCUCCCUAACCCAUUCAGGCAGGAAUGCCAACCAUGCGCCCCGUGGGCCUGUCCUAUUGAAGGCAUGCCAUGCCAGUACCCCUUCCCGCCCCCUUUUGGCUCUAUAAACGAGCUGGGCAGGGGCUCUAGGGAAACCAGGCUGCUGCUGCAGUGGCUUCUGUACUGUGCCCUCGAGCCAUAGGGACAGGACCUGUAAAAGGCCAUGGGGCAGGUGCUCUUCUGUACACCAAAAGAGCUCCUCGGCUCCACGAAGAGACUCAACAUCAAUUACCAGGAUGCUGAUGGAUUCUCUGCUCUCCACCAUGCUGCCUUGGGGGGCAGCCUGGAGCUCAUAGCCUUAUUGCUGGAGGCUCAAGCCACUGUUGACAUCAAAGACAGCAAUGGCAUGCGUCCCCUCCACUAUGCAGCUUGGCAGGGCCGCCUGGAGCCCGUGAGACUGCUGCUGCGGGCUUCAGCGGCUGUCAAUGCUGCCUCGCUGGACGGCCAGAUCCCUCUGCAUCUGGCUGCGCAGUAUGGGCAUUAUGAGGUGUCAGAAAUGCUUCUCCAGCACCAGUCUAACCCAUGCCUCGUCAACAAGCUGAAGAAGACACCCCUAGACCUAGCCUGUGAAUUUGGGCGGCUCAAGGUGGCCCAGCUGCUUUUGAACAGCCACUUAUGUGUGGCCCUGCUGGAGGGAGAGGCAAAGGACCCGUGUGACCCCAACUACACCACACCCCUGCACUUGGCUGCCAAGAAUGGCCACAGAGAAGUCAUCAGGCAGCUCUUGAAAGCUGGUAUUGAGAUCAACCGCCAGACCAAGACGGGUACCGCACUCCACGAGGCUGCAUUAUACGGCAAAACCGAGGUGGUACGGCUGCUCCUAGAGGGCGGUGUGGACGUGAAUAUCCGGAACACAUAUAACCAGACGGCGCUGGACAUAGUGAACCAGUUCACCACCUCCCAGGCCAGCCGGGAGAUCAAGCAGCUACUUCGGGAGGCUUCAGGGAUCUUGAAAGUUAGAGCACUUAAGGAUUUCUGGAACCUUCAUGACCCCACCGCUCUCAAUGUCCGGGCAGGAGAUGUCAUUACGGUGCUUGAACAGCAUCCUGAUGGCCGUUGGAAGGGCCACAUCCAUGAGAGCCAACGGGGCACAGACCGUGUAGGCUACUUCCCUCCGGGCAUCGUCGAGGUGGUCAGCAAGCGGGUGGGCAUACCUGUGACCCGUCUCCCCUCGGCACCUACCCUGCUGCGGCCAGGCUUCUCCCGGAUAUCGCAGCCCUCUGCCGAUGAUCCCCUGCAACCCCUCACCUAUGGCCAGCUCCCUCGGGUGGGCCUCAGCCCAGACAGUCCAGCAGGUGACAGGAAUAGCGUGGGCAGCGAGGGCAGUGUGGGCAGCAUCCGCAGCGCUGGCAGUGGGCAGAGUUCCGAAGGCACCAAUGGCCACGGCACUGGCCUCCUUAUUGAAAACGCUCAGCCACUGCCCUCUGCCAGUGAGGACCAGGUACUGUCAGGCCUGCAUGCCCCACCCCUGGCAGACAACCCGAGCCACCGCCCCCUGGCCAGUUAUCGCUCUGGGGAGAUCUUCACCCAGGAUGUGAGGCCAGAGCAGCUGCUGGAAGGGAAGGAUGCACAGGCCAUUCAUAACUGGUUAAGCGAAUUCCAGCUGGAAGGCUACACUGCCCACUUCCUGCAGGCUGGCUAUGAUGUGCCAACCAUCAGUCGAAUGACACCUGAGGAUCUGACGGCCAUUGGGGUCACUAAACCUGGACACCGGAAAAAGAUCGCCUCAGAGAUUGCCCAGCUCAGCAUUGCUGAGUGGCUGCCCAACUAUAUCCCGGUGGACCUUCUGGAGUGGCUGUGUGCACUGGGGCUGCCACAGUACCACAAGCAGCUGGUGAGCAGUGGCUACGACUCCAUGGGGCUGGUGGCUGAUCUCACCUGGGAGGAACUGCAGGAGAUAGGCGUGAACAAGCUGGGGCAUCAGAAGAAGCUCAUGCUAGGUGUGAGGCGGCUGGCAGAACUUCGAAGGGGCUUGCUGCAUGGGGAGGCCCUCGGUGAAGGUGGACGCCGGCUGAGCAGGGGGCCAGAGCUGAUGGCCAUUGAAGGCCUGGAGAAUGGGGAAGGUCCAGCGCUGGCUGGCCCUCGCCUCCUCACCUUUCAGGGCAGUGAGCUGAGCCCAGAGCUACAGGCAGCUAUGGCAGGGGGUGGCCCGGAACCACUCCCCCUGCCCCCUGCCCGUUCUCCCAGCCAGGAAAGCAUUGGUGCACGCUCACGGGGAUCUGGUCACUCACAGGAACAGCCUGCCUCUCAGCCCAGUCUGGGUGACCCCAGUGCCCCACAGGAGAGGAACCUUCCAGAGGGUACAGAGCGUCCCUCUAGGCUUUGUCCUCCACUCCCUGGCCAAGGACCUGCCCCUUAUGUCUUUAUGUGUCCACAGAGUUCACCCUCUAGCCCAGCCCCAGGGCCCCCUCCUGGUGCUCCCCGGGCCUUCUCCUAUUUGGCUGGCUCUCCUGCCGCUCCUCCAGACCCGCCUCGGCCCAAACGCCGGUCCCACAGCCUGAGCCGCCCUGGCCCUGCUGAGGGGGAGGCCGAGGGGGAGGCUGAAGGGCCAGCGGGCAGGGCCCUGGGCAGUUAUGCCACCCUUACUCGGAGACCGGGACGCAGCACCCUUGCCCGGACUAGCCCUAGCCUGACCCCAACUCGAGGGACCCCCCGAAGCCAGUCCUUUGCCCUCCGCGCCCGUCGUAAAGGUCCGCCACCCCCACCCCCCAAGCGCCUCAGUUCGGUCUCUGGCUCCACCGAGCCGCCUUCACUAGAGGGAAGCCCAGGACCCAAGGAAGGGGCCACGGGUCCCCGGAGGAGAACACUGAGCGAGCCAACGGGCCCCUCAGAGCCCCCCGGUCCCGCUGCCCCGGCUGGCCCUGUGUCGGACACAGAAGAAGAGGAGCCUGGGCCUGAGGGGACAUCCCCAUCUCGGGGCAGCUCAGGAGAAGGGCUGCCGUUCGCGGAGGAAGGGAACCUGACUAUCAAGCAGCGGCCGAAGCCGGCUGGUCCCCCGGCCCGGGAGACACCUGUGCUCCCCGGCCUUGACUUCAACCUCACAGAAUCAGACACUGUCAAACGGAGGCCCAAAUGUAAAGAGAGAGAGCCGCUCCAGACUGCACUGUUGGCCUUUGGGGUAGCGGGUGGUGACACCCCUAGCCCCCCUGCACCCCUGUCCUCCCAGGCCCCCUGUGAACCUCCCUCAACUUCCUCGAACCCUGCACGGUCUGAGUCUAGCAGCCUUCCGUCUCAAGGAACUCCAGCUCCUUCUCUCAGCCCCCUGUCUCAGCCCCCCAGCCACCACGGGACCUCUGCUGGGCCAGCUCUGGCAACAGGCAGUCGGCUGACUGUGGAGACAGAGCCUCCAGCUGCCCCUGCUGCCCUCCUCAAAGUGCCUGGAGCAGGAACAACUCCCAAGCCUGUGUCUGUGGCCUGCACUCAGCUGGCAUUUUCUGGCCCAAAGCUGGCUCCCCGGCUUGGACCCCGCCCCGUACCUCCUCCGAGGCCUGAGAGUACUGGGCCUGUGUGUCCCGGCCGGGCCCAGCAGAGACUGGAGCAAACCAGCUCAUCCUUGGCAGCUGCACUCAGGGCAGCCGAGAAGAGCAUUGGCACUGAGGAGCGAGAGGGCCCCACAGCGACCUCUACCAAGCACAUUCUGGACGACAUUAGCACCAUGUUUGACGCCCUGGCUGACCAGCUGGAUGCCAUGCUGGAUUGAGCAAGAACGGCUUGUGACCCUCCCUCCCAUGGUACCCACAGUGGCCUGCCAGUGUUCACCGCCUGUGGCCCAUCAUGGAAGAAGACCCUGGCACCCAAGGAACAGGCAGAGGGUUGGUUGAGCUGGAGUGCCCUUCCGCAGCAGAGGCCCCCCCCUGCGGCUUCCAGCAGUGGCUGUCAGGCCCAAAGGGGGCUGAAAGGACUUGUCAGAGCCUGACUGAGGGCCUCAGCUGUAAGGGAGCAAGGCCCCUCCUGUGUACAGCUGACUGCUCAGCUUUGGCCCCUGAACAGGGACCCUGGUGAGAGCAUUCUUAGAGGAGGUAGCCGCAGGGCUUUCGGAUGCCUGCGCCGCCCCGCCCAUGUCUAAAGCCUCUGCUUAGGGAACUCUUCUGGCCACCCACUGCGCUGCUCCGGGGCUCUGGGAGGCUGUGUCCCUCCGUGCAAGUGUACAUAGGUGAUGUAAAUACACAGCAGGGGCAUGCCUUUCUGCCAGUGCCCAGUGGCCCUGUCACCUCCUGCCCGUCUGGCCAUCCCACCCGGGGAGGCAGUGCUGGCCAGGGUCAGAGGCAGUGAGGUUAACAGAUCCCCAAUGCCCAAACUUUCACAACUGUACAUAAUAUUUUUCAAGCAGAGAGAAAUGCAUAUAUUUUAAAUGGAAUUUAUUCUAUCUAUUAACUGCCUGAGAGAAUGCAGGGUGGGGGGGAAGGCCUUCACACCACAGAAGAACCUAUACCCACCUCCCGCCGGAGGACCCAGUUGGUCCAGGCCCAGGAUCUGUAACUAUUAACCUCUUCCCCAACUAACACCAAUGAAAGUGUCAUUCCACGUGA
Peromyscus californicus insignis is the source of this 7928-nucleotide messenger RNA. RefSeq names its product CASK interacting protein 2 (gene Caskin2). The record is from RefSeq and is a predicted model, not a curated record. The transcript has 19 exons. Bases 3563 to 7099 code for a protein of 1178 amino acids. NCBI's taxonomy places the organism in Eukaryota, Metazoa, Chordata, Mammalia, Rodentia, Cricetidae. Gene Ontology annotation, molecular function: protein binding.